Molecule: messenger RNA, 601 nt
Organism: Lepisosteus oculatus (spotted gar)
Lineage: Eukaryota; Metazoa; Chordata; Actinopteri; Semionotiformes; Lepisosteidae
Gene: tbca
Product: tubulin cofactor a
Biological process (GO): tubulin complex assembly; post-chaperonin tubulin folding pathway
Cellular component (GO): microtubule cytoskeleton; cytosol
Molecular function (GO): beta-tubulin binding
Source: RefSeq, a predicted model, not a curated record
UCGCUGUGAGCCCUUCAGUCCUGUACUGCUCAUGCGCUCUGUUCUCUGUGCACUUUGGAUCAGGUGGAGGGUGACGAAGCUGUUUCCGAGUGUCUUGUUCUCUUGUGUUUGUAACAUUUGCUGCAAAGAAAGCUGAUCGUUAUUAUGGCGGAUCCACGAGUACGGCAAAUCAAAAUUAAAACAGGCGUAGUUAAACGACUAGCAAAAGAAGAGGUUCUUUAUGUUAAAGAAGCCAAGCAACAAGAAGAAAAAAUCGAGCGAAUGAAAGCUGAAGGGGGUGACGAAUAUGUAAUUAAGAAACAGACAGAAGUCCUGCAGGAGUCCCGAAUGAUGGUUCCAGAUUGUCACCGUCGCCUGGCAGUGGCUCAUGCAGAGCUCGCUCAGUUAUUAGAAACUGAAGCAGACCUUGCAGAUUUAGAGGAAUUCAAAGAGGCCAAAACUGUGCUGGAUUCGGUGAAGCUAGAGGGGUGAACUGUUUUAAGUACUUCUGAAGCUGAAGUGUCCAUUCCAUGAAGAUGAGACCUUGUUUGAAAAACAAAAAAUCAAAUCAGACAUGAUGAUUUUGUUUUUGUUUUUUUAAGAAUACAUGUGUUAAAAAUAA